UAAUUUCGGUCGGCCAUUUUGUUGGCCAGGUGUCGGUCUUUUCAAAACGAAAAACAACGUUUUUAUCUGUCAGAACUUUUAUUUAUCUACUUAUUGCUGCUUCAAGGAGUGCCCUGAAUCAUUUGGUACCUUGCACGAGGUUUGAAGAGAGUGGAUUUUCGCAUUUCUAAGCGAAAGCCAGUCUUGGCUGCAUUCACGUGUUCAGGUGAGCUUUCCAAAGCCGGUCUGUUGUUACUACUGCUGUGUAUUUUGUAGCAUUUUGCAUGCUUCUUUUUAAAAUCGAGUGACGUAUUGUUUGCUGUCGUUAAUCUUUGUUCCUAUAGCAGCAUAUCAUGUACUGCAUGUUCAGAGGGAAAUUUGAGCCAAAAAUUUAGUUAUAAUACAUACAGUCUGUUUAGUUUCUCACAAUUCGAUGCUUUCUGAGACAGACAGAUCUAAGUUUGAGGAAACAUAGAGACUGGUUGAAAGUGGGGAGUCACUGUGUUAAAAAGAUCAGCCAUUAACUGCUUUGUUACCCAGCCACAAAAAAUACAAUAAUAUUAAACAAAGGAAAUUAAUAGCUGAUUUGCAUCCUGUAAAGAACACAUACUGUAUCAUCUUAAAACCACUUGAUCAGCAAUAAUUUCUAGGGAACCUGCAACAGUUUAACAAUAGUGAGUUUAAACAACUACAAUAGUGAUGCCAACUGUAUAAACAGUAGGUCUGAAAAGUAAAACCCUGCAUUUUUCCUGCUUAACAGCAUUAGAGAGAUUUAGAGUCAUGUUUACAGGAAAUGUCAAAUGUGAAUUUCUGCCACAUGACCAAGUUUUCCCGUCAAACAUGUCUUCAACUGUUCUUUACUUGAACAAAAAAAUAAGUGCCGUAUAUUUUCGGUUAUAAGGCACACUCAGUUAUUAAGAUGCACGGCAAACUUUUCAGUGCAAUUUUUCUAAAUUAACAAACUGAAAAUUAAACCAAAAUACCAGGCUAUAAGGUGCAGCCAUGAUUUUGGUGAUGUUCACCUUAACUACGACAGCAUGCUUUCCAACAACGCUUAUUACGGCCAUUCACCUAUGUGAUCAAAAGAGAAAAAGGUUACAUAUUUCGAUCAAAAGUGAAAAAAAAAAACCUAUCAACACAAAAGGCAUUGUUUUCUAAAGUUGUGAAUACUUAGGGAAUCCGUUUUUGGUUAAUAAACAAGUCAGCUGUCUUGGCUGGGGCAUACUGACAUCGAUACAUACAUUGGUAGUAUCAAGAUAAAAUUGAUGGCAUAAUACAUGAGUCUGAACAAUUUUGUUUAUUAACUGCCAAACCUGUAAGAUUAGGCCCUUGUUAAUCAAAAUAACUGUGAUAAAAGAGCUCUCACAGUUCUGUUGACAGAUUUGGGAGCUUUCUUUGGGAAAUAAAGGUAUGAAACAAGUGCAAGAUUCCAGUGUAGAAGUGACUCUAAACGAAUUUGACUUAAUUUUGUGUUGUUGCCCGAAGAUACUUGGUUAUAAGACGCACCCCAAAAUUACAACAGAUUUUAUAGAGCUACAUGUAUCAAGCAAACUUUCAUUGAAAAAAUGCUGCGCCUUAUUUAAAGCAAAAAAAUAUGGUAGUUUCACAUUAUUUUCAUCCAUAAGAAUAAAUUGUUUUAGACUGUUUUUAUCUGCUCAUUUUCUGUUUUAAGAAAUUCUCAACUUGGGUCUGCCAUUUGCCAGUUGCCAUAAAUGUCAAUCUAAAUCUAUCUAUUGUUGAGUUCUCUGAUUGAAGGCAGGGUGCAAAGAAAAUCAUUUUUACAGCUUGCCAUUCGGGCAAGCUAAAGCUAACAUUUACUAGCCCAGAUGUCAUUUUAACUAGCCCCAAAAGCUUUGUGAAGAGCAGAGUUAAUUUCACAGUUCUUCUGUUAUUCAGUUUCCUCAAAAAAGAUCACUUGCCUAUCGGGCAAGUUAAUAACAGAAUUCACUAGCCCGAUAGCAAAUUCCACUAGCCCCGGUUUAUCGGACACUACUUUCUUUGCAUGCUGUUGAAGGCUUUACCUGUGACUUGAACUUAUGAUGAUUUCUUUCCCUCUCUCUCCACGCCAGUCUUUGUUCUCACUAAUAUACUUAUUCCCUUAGUUAGACUGUUUUGUCCACUGAUUUGUUUCAAUGGUGCAAUAGAGAGAGUCUAUCAUUCAUAAAAGAUGCCAAUCUUGCCUUGGAACCUCAUGUGUAAUCAAAAUAUACUGAAAAGCAAACACAACAAAAAAACUCUCAACAAUCUACUUUGAAUGAACUGGCAAUUGCAUGCUAAAAUAUAAACAAUUUUGAUCCAAAAGAAAAGUCUGCCUUAAAUGAUUUGUUCAGUAGGCCAUAGAUUUUUUCAGGUGCUUUGACUACCAGACUUUUUUACUCUUUUGAGUAACAAUAAAACAAGCUACUAUGUUGUUAAUAAAUAAAGUUGUUGUUUUGUUUAUUAAGCCAAGUUUAGAUCUUACAUGUAGUAUCAUUUGGAAACUGUUUCAACUGCAUUAUUGUUGAUUAUUUUCCAGGCUUUUAGUUUGCUCUUUCAUCCUGGACUUCUGAUGCGAAGAAGGGGAGGACCUCCGCCAAGGGGACAUUUUGACGGGCCAUACCCUCCGCGACCACCUCCGGAUUAUUAUGAUGGCUUUGGACCACCCCCAUCUCCACCAUGGGAACGCCGAGACCCUUAUGGUUACCCCCCAUCACCACCACCACCUCCUCCUGGACCACCCCGAGGUUGGUAUGAUCGACCGUUAACUCCACCACCUCUGUGGCUUAGAGAUGAUGAUCUGCCUCCUCCUCCCCCUCCAAGACGCCCUCCACCAUCAUCAUUUGCUGAUGAUGAUUUUUACCCCCCUCCACCUCCAUUUCGUUCUAAUGGUCCACCCAGGGGAAGAGGAAGAGGAGAGGGGCGAGGUGGUAGCCAAGGGCGAGGUAGGGGUGAUGCCCCAACCUCACGUGGGGGAAGUCAAGGAAGGGGUUCUGCUACUAGAGGAGGAAGUAAUAGCAGGGGAACAAGAGGAGCUACUAGUUCACGUGGAUCGUCAAGUGGCAGAGGGGGAUUUAGAGGAGGAAAUAAUUCAUCCAGGGGUACUCCUGGUAGAGGGGCAGCUAGAGGGACAAGUUCAGUGCGCGGUAUGGCAAAUGGAAGAGGCGGAAAUGCUUCAAACAGUGGAACAGCCACGUGGUUGAAUAAAGCAAGAGGUGAUGCUCAAACAGGAAAUGUUGGAAACAGCAGCAACCAGUCUGUUGUCCAAACUGAGAACACACCACAAACUACUAAUGCGACAAAGACUGCAAACAUGAAUAAUUACCAAAGUUAUUCUAUGUUAAAUAAGGCCAAAAAGGAACAAAAGAAAGUAGAGAAUACUGUGCUGAAAGGUGGGUAAUAGCGCAAUAUUUGAAUAUUUUAGAGUUCUUGUUAUGUGUUAGAAUAAGGACAGGUAUGCACCUUAAGUGUGUGUGUCACAGGUCAAAAUUAAAUCCAGGUUACAUUUUUUUAAUCUAUGUUGAUUCUCAGUUUUCUUUGUCUCCUAGCCCUAAUUCAUGAAUAAUAAUACAAGUAGGGCUAUGAGACAAAGGAAGGUGAGAAUCAAUGCAUGUUAGGAAAUUUUAACCUUAUAUUAAUUUCGACCUGUAACAUAUGCCACAACUAUACAGGGAUAUGUAAGGCUGUCUCUUACCAAAAUCCCAAGGAACUUUAAAGUUUUUGUCGGAAGUCUUAACUUGAAAGUGAGAUACAGUGUGCAAAGAAAGUCAUGUCUGACAGCCCGUGGCUAGUGGAUUUUGCUAUCGGGCUAGUGAUUUUUGUUCUUAACUUGCCCGACGGAGAAAAUCAAAUUACAGAAGGAUUGUAAUCAAUCCUGCUUAUCAUAAAGAGUUUUGGGGCAAGUUGAAAUGCCUUGUAGGCUAGUACAUGCUAGCUACAGCUUGCCUGAAUGGCAGGCUAUAAAACUGAAUUUCUUUGCACCCUGGAGAUAUGACUUUGCAAGACCAUGAGACCAAAGGCUAAGACUUAAGUGUUUAAGGCUAGUUCAAGACUUAUUUUGGCAAGUAUAGAUUUAACAAAUCAAUCACAAUUUUUCAUGGUCUGUAAUCUUGUCGACCAUAGAAAUGACAUCAGAAUGGUCAAUACUCAAGUGAACCAUGAGUUACAGGCCAUGGAAAUUUUUUGUCGAUUUGGUUUUUACAAUAACAUUGACAGUUUUUAAUGUCAUUUUCCAUCAACAUUUCUGGGAAAUUUGUGAGCGCGACAAGGACAAAAACAAAUUGCGCCACCAUCACGUCAUUCCCAUGGUUGUACUCUCACCGAACAAAGCUCUCGACCAAUCAGCGUGAAAGAAGUUGUUCAGUUAUUGUAAAAUAAUAUUUUGUUACAUAAUUGUAGUUGUGGUUGUUGUGCUACCUCUUUAUAGUUUGAUAGGAGAGGUUUGAAUUCUACUUGUUUUCAAUAUCGCUUUCCAGCUGCUAUUCCUGGGCAGUUAAACUUCAUUUCAUUCAAGAACAGUCUUCAGGAAUGUUGUCAAAAACAGCAAUUACCAGUUCCUGCUUACAAGUCUUGGAAGUUCAGCUAUGGCUAUGCAGCCAAAGUGGAAGUAGCUGGAAACACUUUUAAAAGUACUGGAGUACAAGGAGAUCAGAAAGAAGCACAGCAGAAUGCAGCGUACAAUGCCUUGGUAGGCCUUGGAUUGAUUGACUCCACAGUUCCAUUUGAUGUCAAAACUGCUGCAGGUACAUUGUAUAUUAUUUUUUCACUUUAGUACUUCAAACAUAGAAAGUGUACCACACAUAAUUUUCCUUGUCAUUAUCAUCAAAGUUCCUGAAUUUUGUUUGCUCAAUGAUUUUUUUUGCCUAUAUCAACCCCUCAUGCCACUAGCCCAAGCCCAUUAUCAAGGUAAAAAUUCACUUUUAGUAGUUAGUCCUUAAGCACCAACAUCCACCUAAAAAUUAUCCAAACUGAUCUUUAUACAUAUUUUUCCCAAUAGACUACUUGAGAAAAUUCGAUAAGUAGGUUGAUUAUGAUCGUCCAGGUGAACAUAGUCCUAAAUAGGACUGUCAUUGACAGUGACUAAUGUUUCAACAACCUGUGCGGUAGUCAUCUUCAGAGUCAAAGUGAGUUGUAUCACAUGAGUUGAUGGUAUGAAACUUAUUGACCUGAUUAGUCAAUUAAGUCAUGAUGUUAUUGGUCGUCUGUCAGUUAAGCCAUGAUGUUAUUUGCUUGUGAAUUUAGUGACAGAUCAAAGUGUUUUCUUUGUGGUGAUCAGUUUAUUAAUUCACAUACAGUCAAAGCUCUCUUAAGUGACUACCUGGGAAAUUUGAAAAAGUGGUGGUAACUAGAGCUAGUUGCUUACGAGAAUGAGCUCUGGUAAGCUACCACAUAUUAUUUUACAUGGUAAAACAGUACAGGGUUGUCGCUUACAAGAGCAUCAGAAACUCGUUCAUAAAGAAAAUUAAAAGCAAUUUAUGUUUAACGAAUGUUUUUAUACAUGUGUCUGGUUGUAGACACGGCCUAUCUUUGCUUCCAAAUUUUUUAGAACAAAAUAACCCCAAAUACAGAACUGUGCUCUGAUGCACUGUACAAGAUCUUAAUCAACAAACCAUUAGCACGGUGUGCAGUUUCAUGAAAGUGUUGAUUUAUUUUAAUAAGUACUCCAAGCAGUUGCUUUCGAGAGCUUAAAAACAAAGGAAAAGUCCAGUUGUCUAAUCCCAAAAGUGGUCGCGGUUGCUUACAGGAGCAGUCGCUCACAAGAGCUUUUCAUUACAAAGUUUAAGUCACAGUUCAAACAGGGUUUCGCAAAGGUGGUGUUAACUAGAGCUGGUCGCUUGGAAGAGUGGUCACAAGGAGAACUUCGACUGUAUCCUUUUCUCUUGAAAAUGUAUGGAAAUUAGGAGAAAAUUGAUGUUGGUCACUUUUGUUAAAUCCUUGUUUCUCUUGCAGCAAUUAAAAGACCUGCUGUAGACAACAGUGUUAUAGAGGAUGCAUCUGGCAAGCGGAUCAAACUGGAGUCUUCCUCGCCCGUGGCCACCUCUUACAAGAGCAGAUUAAAUGAAUUCUGUCAGAAGUUUCGCCUUUCCCUUCCGUCCUACGACACUGUAAAAACGGAAACAGGAAAAGGCUUCAUCACAACUAUUGUGUUCAACAAGAAAGUUUAUCAAAGCAAUGGCCCACAGCCCACUAAGAAGCUGGCUGAGCAGAAUGCUGCUCAAGUAGUUUUACACAUGUUGAACCAGUGUCCAGCACCCCCUCCUAACUGCCAGGAUUUUGUUGAACGUUGUAAGCAGCUGAGUUCACAAUCAGCACAGUCCAGUUCUACGGGGACAUCUGCAUCGACUACUUCCUUAACAAGUAAGUUCUUGUUGUUUCUAAAACUGCAAGGCCUUGUAAGUGAGUAACAAUGUAUCUUUACAGAAUAUUAACCAAGACAAUAUGAGGCCUGUAAAAAACAAAAUAGUUACCUUAAAUGACCUGAUAAACGCCCUAGGCGUUUAUUUAAUUUUUGAAAUCCAAGUAGGGGCGAUUUAUAAAUAGGAGGCAUUUAAAAGAGAAACGCGUUUAUUCUCAUAACUGUAGCAAGCGCAACAAAACAAAUAUGCUUUCAGCAAAAAUAUAAAGAGAGUUUUAAAAAAAUGCAGAAUAGAGUUCAUGUGAUAGUUAGUUCUUGAGUAUGGUACUUUGUAUGCAUUUGAAUUCAGUUGCCUGCUAGUCCACGGCAUUGGGUUAGCUGCGGCAUUCCGUCUGCUGCCACGUGGCCUUAGUGCAGCUUAUACAACAUGCAGAGUCUCAUUGUUUUCCUUCUACUUUGAAGAGAUUUCCAUCCUAGCUCAUCAAGUAGUGCUCCUACACUAGCCGUACGAUCAUAAUUCCUGUCAAUUUUAAGUUAAUGUCUUUUAAUCUCUUCAAAUAAUGUUGAUUAAUUGAAUUGUGCAACAUUGUUUCCUAAAGUACAGAUCUUAAACAGUUAAUAAUCCUUUGAAAGCAUCAGAAUGUUGUGACUUCUAUAUCUUGAUCCACGUAAAAUAAUUAUUGACCUCCUUUAGAGGUUUCAUUGAAAUAUUUUUUAGUAUGCUUCCCCCCUCCCGCCCCUGCCUUCCCUCCUGGGUGCGAACAAACUGGAGAAUGUGUUUUCACUUUUUUGUUAAAAAGAAAACGAAUUUAGUAUCAAUUUUCAAUGCAAAGAUUUGAAUUAUUCGAGGCUGGGCGCUUAUUAACUUUUUCUGCCUUUAGGAUGGGCGCUUAUUCGAGGUGGGUGCUAAUUCGAGGCUGGGCGCUUAUUCGAAUAAAUACGGUAAGCCCCCCCAAAUCGUAAGGCAAAAAACCCUCCCUUAAAUUGCCCCUCCAAAUAUAAGCCCCCCGGGGGGCUUGUACUUGGAAUUUGCCCUCGAAUACAAAGUAAAACAAAGCAAAAAUGGUAAAUUUCCUUUCCACUACAAUCUAGCCCAACCGAUUUUAUAACGCAAAUUUCCCUCCGUACAUAAGCCCCUCCGAAUAUAGGCCCCUCCAAAAAAUGCCUUUACCAUUCAGCUGAACCCACUUUCGCAGGGAUGGACCUUCGCUGAAUACGAGUUUUUUGGAGUUAUUUCUUUUUAUUUAGCCUCUAUUAGGAACUGAAAGGUUAAUUUUUGGGUCUGUUAUUUGUCAGAGUCAAGUUUUUAAUCGGGAUGACAUCCUUUUAUAAUUAUUGUCUGAAGCAACGUCUAGACAGAGUGAUUUGUCUGAGUAUCGCAAGAUGUUUUAUGAAAGAGACCUUGUUUGGUAUAGAUUUUGCGAUCCCACUGUAUCGUCCGUGAAUGACUCCUGCUUGUUGUUUGUAUAACUUGGAGUAUCUCCUAUGUACCAGUAUUUCACGGUGUCGAAAGCGUGCGCCUUUCAGGGUUUGGAAUGCAUUGUUUAUCACAGGCAUCGAACUGAUUAAGGGGGGGUUUCUUGAUCAGGAAGCGUGCUUAUUAUUGUGAAAAGCCAAAGUAUUUAUAUCUUAGUUGUGAAUUUUAGUAAAUUAUGAAAGGUGUGAUUGUCGUCUGCAACAGCUUUGCAAAAGUUAUUUCUUUAGUAUUGCUCAUCCCUCUUAAAGUGUAAGGUGUAAGUGAAAAUAAUAAUUUAUUAUAUUCCCUGUCUAUUUGAGUCCCAGUUUCUAGAAUUCAAGCGUUCAGUGUUUUGAUGCAAGAUCCACAGUACAAAAAAAAAAAAAUGUAAUGGAUUAGCUUAAGGCACUUUUCAACGCCUGAUCCUAUCAACAGUUUAUCCUGAACUAUGAAUACGCUGUUAUUGAAAGCUUGAGGGAGUAAGGCAUAGCGCAGAGCAGGCUUAGAAUUUCUCUUAGUUUUUAGUGUCCAUUAAACUGAUAAACAUUCUGAACGUCACUUCGACUUCUAGUCUACCACGUGUUGAAAUUUUUUGUGUGCGCCCUCCUUUGAGUGAAAUUCUUUCAUAUCAAUUCAUAUCCCGGGGGGUGGACUCCUCAUAUGAAAGGGGUGGGGAUGCUCUUCGUCUCGCUUAGGGGUGUUAAUUUCGAAUUUGGUCUCACUGAGGGUGUUCUGGGCAAAACGCCAUCAUAUUUAACCGUGAAGGUCUUGUUUAGGGUUGCACGUGAAAAAAUAUUAAAAUAUUAUAUUGUCUGUGUUUUAACAUGGUCUCUUUUAGGGGUCAAAAAAAGCCUGGGCCACGCCCAGAUCGGUCUCCUUGAGGGGUUUAAUUCAAAAUUUCCGACGAGCAACCCCACCCCUUUCACAUACGGAGUCCCCCCCGGGGUCCAUGUGCGGUUUUUCAAAACCACCAAUUUCCACACUUCCCCCCACCCCCACCUCCUGAAAAAAAAAAAGAACGGCCCCUUACUUGUUUGAUAUAGGCUUAGUAUUGCAAACUAAGACAAUGUGAAUUUGUUUGGUCACUAAAGCGAAAUCCCGUCAAGAUGUAAACGAAUUCAGUGAUUAAUAAUUGGUUUGUGUUUAUUUUCAGCGUCUGUAGCAGUGGCGCAGAUCCCUUUACCAUCGGCGCCAGCACCAGCAGCCGGACAAACACCUGCUUCUACAUCCCAAACGAAUCCUGCGUCGACAGUCCAAAGUACGGCAUCUUCCACAAUCACGCGUUUCUCUAGUCCAAUAGUCGAAAAGAUUACCACACCAAUGACGCAGCCAUCGGUAACGGCAGCGGCUGCCAUAGAAAAACCGACUACUGCCUUCACCUCACACAAGAACACAUUGCAAGAGUACUGCCAGAAGUCCAAGAUAGCCAUGCCUGUGUACUUCAGCCAUCGUGAAAACGGCGUAUUUACAUGCACCGUGCAUGUGGCAGGGGUAACCUACUCAAGUACCAGUUGCAAUACCAAAAAGGGAUCCGAACAGACCGCCGCUAGCGUGGCACUGAAGGCCUUGGGUCUAAUGUAACCCUACUGGAUUUCUUACUGACUUUUAUGCGCGUUUGGUGUUGGACUCCGUGAGCAUUAAGGUAUGGAGAUAUUAGACAAAUAUUAUUUUUUAUUUUUACUCUACUGGAUUGAACGCAGUCCAGAUGAGUUUGUUGAGCGCGCUGAAAAAGGUUUAGAGUAUGAAAAGUAACGUCAACAUUGUUCCUACAAUCCGUGAGGUGUGGUUCAUUUAAUUUUUCCGAUGGCUUUUGUUAUUCGACGCGAUAUUUGAUAUCACCCUUUUCCUCAUAAUUCGUAAAAAUUAUGUGGACGUUUCCUUGUGCCAAAGGAGGUAGCUCUCUCAAGUUUGGCGCCGGAACGAGGGGCUGUCUGUUUUAACAUUUCUUUUUUAGAAAAGAACGUUUUGUUGUUUCGAAGGGGAGACUCUUUUGUUUAGGCAGUAUUUACGGAAAUUAAAUUGCUCUUAGAAAAGUUGGCAGCUGGACAUAGAAGUCUUUACAAUAGUUUCUGGCUGUCAGAAUCUCGUGUCAAAGUAGUAGGAUUCUGCGUUACUUUUUAAAGUUCCCCCAUAAAAAAAUUCAAAUGAUUUUUAUUUGUAACCGGGGUACUUCUCGCCUCCAGAAUCCCUUAAUGAACUGAGCACCUUUCAGCGUGAUUAUCUUGGAUCGUUUGUGGGACCAGUAUGAUUGAUGAUCGGUUAAAGAUAAAUUCGCCUUUUCUGAAACGACCUCAGAAUUUUAGUGCCCUGAAAGCUGGUCACAACCUCCAAAGUUAGAGCUUCUAGAGCGGCCAAUUCAGUAUUCGAUUGGGUGAAUAACUGGACUUGUCAUUCAGUUCUUCAGUUGUGACAACGUUUAAAGCGAAUGCCGAGCUGGCCAACAGUAGAUUGUCGUUUUUUUAAAUGUUACUUUGAGCUCCCGUUUUUCGAAUUUCGAGUAUGUCGACUAACAGUUAAAAGGAUAUGAAAAGAAAGAUUUAGCAUUUACUUCACUAAAACUUGAUUAACUGACCUAAAGGAGAGAAAGGCAGUGAAUAUUUCAAGUCAACUUUUUGGUUAGGGUUUUGUGAUAUCCGAAAUAAUCAAGGUACUGGUAAGUGUUAUCAGUCUAUGCCGAUAACAACCACCUUUACCUUGAUUAUUCCGGAUAUCACGAAAACCAAAUCUAAUAAUUAUUUUAUUACGCAUUGUUUUGAAGUAAAUUGCGACGAAAACACCUUCGCAUGGAACACAUUUUGAAAUUGUUCUAAAGAAUCAUGCAUUGCGCGCGCAACCUACAGAUUACAUUGUAGUCAGUUAUCUGCUAGCAGAUAGCUGUAGUUUAUCUGUAGGUUGCGCUGAUUUCAAAAAUAACUGUAGGCUGUUAGCCAAUGAAACGACAGAUAGCGAGUGCAAUGUAUAAUAUUAUGUCCAAUCAAACUACUUCAUCUUCAUUUGAACGAUCGUAAUAUGGGUAGUUUUAAAUUGCUCUAAAGAAAAAAAACUUAAUAAUCAUAUAAAUUGGCCAAAAUUGAUCCAUCCGUUGAACUAGUCGUUUGUCAAGAGGUGGUUUACUGAGCCCAGUUUUAAAGUUUUACGAACUGGAAACUGAAGAAAAGUAGUUCUUAAUCUAAGCACAGAAUAAAAGACGUGAUCUUCCCACAGGAAAUAAAUCUUCUCGCUGUUUUGUCUAUAAGGAUAUAACACUCCUGAAUGCACGUUAUUCUUUAAUUGCUAACGAAACUCCCCUCCAAAAGUUAUGAAAAUACACCAUUGUUAGCCGCUUUGUUGCAUGAUGCUUAUCCUGCAAAACAGGCGCUUUUUUCGCGUUUUCAGGCGAGCGCGAGACCUGCCCUCGUCGUGCGCGUCUCGCGCUCCACAUUUGCUCUGUGGUCGCCUGAAAACAAGAAAAAGUAGCGCCGGUUUUACAGGCAAGAUUCUGCUUAUCAGCUUGGCCUCUUGAUGUUACGUCAUUCUGCCCAGCGGGAACAUGGCGGGAAGUUGCUAAAAGGUAACCCUCAGUAAGACUGAGUUGAACAGGUAGGCUUCUUUUUCGGAACAAUUGUUUGGUAAACGCUCCUUCGUAGUUGCGUCCCACCGAUUCACACCUUGGGCGGAAUGAUGUCACAUUCGGAGGUUAGGCUGCCAAGCAAAAAAAAAAAAGACAAUUACGCCAAUCGGAUAGGCUUUCUAAACGAAGUAAACGGACAGUAUUUCAACAUCGCAUCUUCAUUUUCUUUGUGUGUCAUAAAAUGCACUUACAUAAUGCCCUAUCCGGAUUGACAAAACAGUGAAGUGAUUGAUUUAUCUCUUGUUGGUUCGUCAUGUCUUCUUGCAAUCAAAUUCGCCUUUCCAAACAGCAGAAUUUUGAAAAUUUCUUUGGUGUUCCCAGUCCCCUAUUUUUCUUUAAGAUCGUGGAGAUCGAAGACUUUGCGUUACUGGUGGCCAUUUUGAAUGAGGGUCAAAUCUACUUAGCCUGCCCCCCCUUGGUACAUAUGAAACCAAGAUGGCCGCCCGUACCGGUCAGCGCUCGAUUUUGGCGAUCGAACGAGAAAAUAGGGGACUGGGAACAGUCUAGAAAAUCGCAGCAUCAUGUAGAAACUGUUGUCGUAGUUAAAGCAAUUGCUACAUGUCUUGUGUCCUCUCAUUUGUUGACGAUGUUCGCGUAAUUAAAUCGUUGUUAACCGAUUUACACUUUGAUAAAAUUAAUAGCUUUAGGCCUUCCUCCUCAGACACUCGUUUAGUUUGUGGCGAUGAAAAACCGCUGAGCAAAGUGUAGAGGACAGCGUUUCUUCGUCGUCUUCAGUCACUUUUUUCAGCGGACUCUCCUCAAACUCCGAGUCUCGGCGGAGGAGUGUUACAAGUUACAUUCGCACAAAGUAGAGAUAAAGUUGUGUUUGUGCUAAAGUACCGUAUCUCUCGUGAUGAAGAAUACGUUAAAUAUUUGUUCGGAAAAAUGUUGUAACUUGUAAGUAGCAUACGUCGUUGAAAUAAAUUAUCAGUUCAGUGAUAAAGCAGUG
Porites evermanni is the source of this 12325-nucleotide messenger RNA. NCBI's taxonomy places the organism in Eukaryota, Metazoa, Cnidaria, Anthozoa, Scleractinia, Poritidae. The record is from the annotation of a GenBank genome assembly.